CGGGACGCCUCCUCGUGCUCUCUCCUCCUCCUCCUCCUCGCGGCCUCGCCUCGCCUCGCCUCGCCUCCACGCGCGAGCGAACCCUAACCCUAGCCUCCCUCCCCAAUGGCGCGUCGCGCGUGAGGAGCCGCGGCAGGAGCGGGGAGGAGGGAGGAGAUGUACAAGCAGGGGGGAGGAGGAGGUGGAGGAGGGGGAGGGGGAGGGGGAGGGGGAGGGGCGGGGCUGGACCGGAAGCGGCUCAGCGACGUGCUCGACAAGCACCUCGAGAAGGCGAUCGCGGCGGCGGCCGCGGCGGCCUCGCCGUCCACGUCGAGGGGGUCGGCCGGGGGGAGGGACCACCAGCGCCUCGUCGUGCCGUCCUCCGCGUCGUCCAUGCCUAAGGGCAGGUGCUCCGAAGGGGAGUCUGAAUCUGAUAGUGAAGCAUCAGAUGUUAGUGGUUCUGAUGGAGAGGAUACCUCAUGGAUUUCAUGGUACUGCAACCUAAGAGGGAAUGAAUUCUUCUGUGAAGUUGAUGAUGAUUAUAUACAAGAUGACUUCAACCUCUGUGGGCUUAGCAGUCAAGUUCCAUAUUAUGAUUAUGCUCUUGAUCUCAUUUUAGAUAUUGAGUCUUCUCACGGUGACAUGUUCACUGAAGAACAAAACGAGCUAGUGGAGUCAGCUGCAGAGAUGCUGUAUGGGCUGAUUCAUGCACGAUACAUUUUGACCAGUAAAGGACUGGCGGCAAUGCUGGAGAAGUACAAAAACUAUGAUUUUGGAAGAUGCCCACGAGUUUAUUGCUGUGGCCAACCCUGUCUGCCGGUUGGACAAUCGGAUAUACACCGAUCUAGUACUGUGAAGAUAUACUGCCCCAAGUGUGAAGACAUCUACUAUCCACGGUCCAAGUACCAAGACAUCGACGGUGCAUACUUCGGGACAACAUUCCCACAUCUGUUUCUGAUGACAUACGAGCACCUCAAGCCUCAGAAACCCUCACAGCGCUACGUGCCUCGCGUAUUUGGUUUCAAGCUCCACAAGCCAUGAAGUUGGAGACUGGAGUUUUGCAGUUCUAGGGAGACCCUGGAAGACUACUGCAAGAUUUGGGCAUUUGCCAGCGAUGGUCUCUAUCAUGCUGCCGCUGCCACUGCCACUGCCACCGCCACCGGCCUGCAGCAUGCAUGCACCUUGGCCGGCAGGCCCACUCCACAUUCGAAAUGUAGCUAUAAAAGACAUCAAUCGAUCAAUGUUGUAACGUAAUUCCAAUUGUUUUUUCAAUUAGCGAAUCUAGACCCCCUUAAUUCUAAAGUAGGUGCUGUUGUUUGUGCCUUGAUUAAAAUGAUAUGAUGUUAAGGCAUGGUUUAGUUCAAGUUCUAAGCAAGGUCCAUGCCUGCAAUUGGAAAGCUAAGGAUGACAGUUGUAGGCUAGUAGUUAUUGCUCUGGUA
Oryza brachyantha (malo sina) is the source of this 1418-nucleotide messenger RNA. RefSeq names its product putative casein kinase II subunit beta-4. Gene Ontology annotation, molecular function: protein kinase regulator activity. The record is from RefSeq and is a predicted model, not a curated record. Gene Ontology annotation, cellular component: protein kinase CK2 complex; cytoplasm. The coding region runs from base 157 to 1020 and encodes 287 amino acids. The transcript is spliced from 5 exons. NCBI's taxonomy places the organism in Eukaryota, Viridiplantae, Streptophyta, Magnoliopsida, Poales, Poaceae.